Populus trichocarpa (black cottonwood) is the source of this 1104-nucleotide messenger RNA. RefSeq names its product RING-H2 finger protein ATL39. Gene Ontology annotation, biological process: protein ubiquitination. The coding region runs from base 128 to 652 and encodes 174 amino acids. The transcript has a single exon. NCBI's taxonomy places the organism in Eukaryota, Viridiplantae, Streptophyta, Magnoliopsida, Malpighiales, Salicaceae. The record is from RefSeq and is a predicted model, not a curated record. Gene Ontology annotation, molecular function: ubiquitin protein ligase activity.
CUCUUGCUUAGUAGUUUUUUUUUUUUUUUCCCUCUCCCUCCCUCCUCUAGGGUUUCCUUCUUCUUCCUUUUUUUUUUUUUUUUUUUCCUUACUUAACUACUGUGUUGUUUGCAUUGAUUUAUAUAUAAUGGGCUUCUUUGCAGAAGAGUCAGGGUUAAUAGUAGCCCAUCUUAUCUACAAGGCAGCUCUUGCUUUAGCAGUCUUGAUAUGGGCCUGGGACUGGGCUCUGAGAUUUAAGAACAGAGCCCAUUUAUCCUCCUCUAGCAAUGAUUCUCUACAGCAAUAUCAUCCUGUUCCUUCUCCACAUCAAGUUAUGGACGGUCUGAUUUCGACCACUUUCAAUGACGUCAUAGAGAGGGUGCCAGGGGUUUGUGACACAUGUGCUGUCUGCUUGAGCCAGUUGAGGGAUCAAGAUGAGGUCAGAGAGUUGAGGAACUGCGGCCACGUGUUCCAUAAGGAGUGCAUAGAUAGAUGGGUAGAUCAUGAUCAUGAUCACGAUCACGAUCACGAUCAUGACGAGAAUCACAAUACCUGCCCACUGUGCAGGGCACCGUUGCCGACAACCUCACGAAGUCUGGCUUGGACCAGGACUGAGCCUAGUUGGGCCGUUGAGAGAAUUCUCUACCUCUUCGGGGAUGAUUUGAUUACGUGAUCAAUUCAUUGUCGCUGCGCUCUUUUCAGCCGCCACUUCCUCUUUAUAUAUAUAUAUAUAACUUUUUUAAUUUUAAAUUAUCUUCUCAAUAUCUUUAAAUCGUUUAACAUACUAAUAUUAAAAAUAAAUCUUAAAAAAUAAAAAAUAUAUUUUAAUAUAUUUAAAAAGUAACUUUUAUCUUCCUUCCAAACAAACUAUAAUCGUGAUAGCCAAUAAUAAGCGGCAACUCAUGAAAAUAAUUAAUUAGUGUGAGUAGCAGCAGGACAAAUUUUGUAAUAUUUUUUUUUUGAGUUGUAUAUAUGUACUUUACGGUCUACGUACGCCUUUCAAAUAUUACGUUCUCUUGUAGUUGCAUUUUACAUUAAUAUGUUUUAAUGAAGUAUUUCCGUUCUUCUAACAAAAAGACAGAUAAGAAUUCUAGAUUGUAACAUUCUAUUUAUUUAUAUAGGGUU